Messenger RNA from Heterobilharzia americana, 225 nucleotides. The record is from the annotation of a GenBank genome assembly. Lineage: Eukaryota; Metazoa; Platyhelminthes; Trematoda; Strigeidida; Schistosomatidae.
AUGCAGAGUAAUAAUAAAUUAGUAGUUGAGAUUGAGCACUGUAUUCGUGAAGGUCGAUCAGGUUCGUUUGAAAUUACUGUCAAUGGGAAUCUAAUUUUCUCAAAACUAAAACGUGGUGGUUUCCCUACGACAGAAGCUGUUAUUUCUGAGUUGAUUGCGAUUGUAAAGGGUGAAACACCUAAAGAAGUGACUGAAUGUCAAGUAUCUAGUUGUAAUCUGCUUUAA